AUGGGAUCUCAUGAAGCUCAGGAGAACCAUGUUGCAGCAUUAGGGGGGUCGAUAUCUUUCGGGAGAUUCUUGUCGGAAUCGCUAGACUGGGGCAAAUGGUCUUCCUUCCACCAUAACAGAUACUUGGAAGAGGUCGAGAAGUACUCGGUGCCGGGUAGUGUUGCUCGGAAGAAAGCUUACUUCGAAGCUCACUACAAGAGGGUCGCAGCUACGAAGGAAGCCGCAAAUGCUGCCAAUAAAAGCUUACCUGGGAGGCAAACAGAUGUCGCUGGAUUCGUAGAAUCUGAGAAGAAGAGUAAUCGUAUGGUCGACCAAGGUGCUUGUUUUUCGAGAGCAGGUAUCAGUUUUGAUCUGUGUGAAGUAGCACAAGUGGAGAAGGAGAAUGCCACAGAAGAAGAUAAGAGUCACAUCGGUUCUUCUCUGCAACUUGAAGCAACAGAUGUAGCAGUUGAAGAGGGUGAACAAGUAGAAUCUGAGGAGAAGAGUAAUCAUACGGUUGACAAUUCGAGAAAAGGUAUCAGUUUUGAUCUGUGUGACAAGAGCAAUGAACCACAAGUGGCAGAAGCGGAGAAGGGGAAUGCAAUAGAAGGAGAUGAGAUUCACAUUGGUUCUUCUCUGCAACUUGAACCAACCGAUGUAGCAGUUGAAAAUAUUGAAAACAAGAACAAGUCUUCUGGGUUUGAGCUUAGUGAGAUCUGUACAUCGGAGAAGAAGCCACUGAAGGAAAGUCUUGUCAUUAAUAUGGAUAAUAUAGAUUCAGCUGAGAAGAAUUAUAGUGUGACUGUUUCAAGAUCAUCAGUUAGCCAUAGAUCAUCAGGAUUGCCUCCUUCCCCUUCAUCCAGGAUUCCAUUUUCCCUGUCAAGGCCGGUUUCAUCCUUGAGAUGUCCCAAGGAGAACAUUUCCACUCCAGGCAGUAACAGGAAAUACGGUUCUAUCUCAAAGGAGAACAAGAAAUCAGUUCCAACAUUUCCAAAAUCGUUGCACAUGUCGGUCAAUCUUACUCAAUUUCAGAGUGGAGGGGCCAAUCCAAAAGCUAAAAUGUCACCUGUUCAUGAGAAGGCCAAGGAAACAAAAGCUAAAAUGUCACCUGUUCAUGAGAAGGCCAAGGAAACAAAAGCUACUGUGAAUUCAGCAAAGCCAUCUCCAGAUCUCUCAUGUCAUCAUAGGACACCAUAUAAGGUAUCUUUGGAUGGAGUGCCAAGUUUAAACUCAGUUAUCAUACAGUCAGAAAAGAAGAGGUCUUAA
Musa acuminata AAA Group (dessert banana) is the source of this 1245-nucleotide messenger RNA. Its product is annotated as protein WVD2-like 7. The transcript is spliced from 5 exons. The coding region runs from base 1 to 1245 and encodes 414 amino acids. The record is from RefSeq and is a predicted model, not a curated record. Lineage: Eukaryota; Viridiplantae; Streptophyta; Magnoliopsida; Zingiberales; Musaceae.